CACAAAACGAAGGGGGGCAGAAGGAGAGAGAAUCGAUAAAUCCGGAUGGUACCAAAGGGAACCGGAAGGAAAUCUCCACAGGAGAAAGUUCGGGGAAAGCCAGGGGAAGCAGGCAAGGGACUCAGGGGACCAAGGAAGGCAGAAAUAAGGAUAGGACAAGCCCCUGAAACUCGGAAGGAGCCAUGCCUAAGAAAGUAAAGGUCACGGAUAUGAGGCGCAAACUAGCCGAGAUAGAAAAGAAGACCGCGGAAUACAAGGAAAGAUUGAUUGAGGAAAUGAUGACUGGGCACGAAGAAGGUCCUCUGCAGGAGGAACCCCAGAACGAACGGAAAGCCAGCCAAGGUGGAACUGGACAAGGGGAUAAAGGAUGUACGGUAAACAAGGAAGGAACAGGGAGCAUCCGGGGAGCUAGCGGGGAAAUCCCGUUCGCUGGGUACGUCACGAAGUGUGUUGUGAAGGCAGGGGUUAGGGAAUCAAUCUGGUCGUUUCAGCGGAUGAGAGUAAUGGAGGAAAUGAACCACGAUAUAAUCCUCGGGAGACCGUGGUGCACGAACGUGGAGAUGAUAGGCAUGCACUUGCACGAUGGCUCGUACAUGGUAGACAUAGAGGACCAUGUGACCGGCCGGGGAGAGCUCCUCCGACUCCUUGGAACGGGAGGAGAACCCCCGAAGGGGAAAUUGGCAAUAUGGUCCCCGUCGUUCGAGGAUAGCACAAGAAAAGGGGCUUUCGCAUGGAUGGAGGGUAUGAGAGAAAGGGUAGAAAUCAUGAUUGAGGAAGCAUUCAACAAGAAGGAGUGGAUCAAGAUGGGCCUGCCCCAGAAGAAGAGGAGGCAGGAGGACGAAGUCCUAGGUGUUAUGGUAGCGGAAAAGGAGUCAGAGGUCGAACUUGGUGCUAGCCUGCCCAAACGGAAAGAAGUACGCAUAGACGUGCCAGAAAUUGCACUCGAGAUCCCCGAUCUAUUACAACUCAUCAAGGCCCUCAGAUAUCACAAGGUAGGAGUGAAUUUGGCAGCUUUGGCCAAGUUCGAAAGAGAGGUGCAAAAGGGAUAUUGCCUGAAUGGAAAACUAGUUAGUAUGCAACCACGAGUCGUAGAGGCGACGGGGGCGAUUCCGAACUGUUCAUUUUUUAGGAGAAAGAUCCCGGAAGGAAGUAUUCGAAAGUACAAGUCGGUAGGGAAGAAAGCAAAACCGGUCUCGAUCCUUCUAGAAGCAUCAAAGGAAGAGGCUAUUGAGAAGGAGGAAGAGGUUCAUCGAGUAAUCCGAGAAAGAAGGACGACGGAGGGACACCGGAUACCAGACAAUGAAGAUAGGGAUAGACGGGAAGCCGGAUCCGACAAAGACCGACAAGAUAUCACAGUAGUCGACACCACUGCGCACGACGACGGAGAACGGCGAUACUCGCAAUUCAAGAAGGAAGUCCUAGCCAUCCUGCAUUGCCUUAAGACCUUUCACGCCUACCUAUUUGGGAGGCGGUUCAUCUUAAGGAUCGAUCCGACGAAUGUCGCAGAGGCUCUAAAGAAUUACAGGCCUAUAGAUCCGACGGUAGGGAGAUGGGUAGGAUUCAUCUGGCAGUUCGAUUACAAGAUCGAACGGAUUGCUGGAAUCCGCAACAAGGCAGAUGGGCUGAGUCGGGUUUGCAUCACUCCCGAAGGGAUGGAGGAUGCAGAGCCCAUAGACGCAUUCCUCGAAUACGAAGGAGGGACUCUGGCGGUGGAUAACGAAAUGAUAAGCGAGGGAUGCACAUCGGGAUAACUAUUGAUCCAUGCUUUGGAGAAGGGGCCACCCGCCGUAGUAGCAGAACUUAGAGAAGGACCAGUUACCACUCGAGAGCGCAGAGAAGAAAAGGACUCAUUGGGAGCGAUAGUAUGAUCAAAAGAGGAACUAAUAACAAUGGCGGUCGAGGGAGCCCGGAAAACAGUGAUGAGCUUAGUGGAAUCUUGGGAAAGGAAAGAGUUGCAAAGGGUGGUAAACCAGAUGCAGCGAGAAAAGGAUGGGGGCAAGGAAGGAGAGGAGUUUUUCUAUGUUCAAUCAUACGAAGGGUCUUUCAGGAGGUCGGGCUGUUAUUGGUAGGGAACAAACAACCUACGGAAGU
Molecule: messenger RNA, 2091 nt
Organism: Chara braunii
Lineage: Eukaryota; Viridiplantae; Streptophyta; Charophyceae; Charales; Characeae
Source: the annotation of a GenBank genome assembly